This is a messenger RNA of Fonsecaea nubica, 1089 nucleotides long. RefSeq lists its product as hypothetical. The record is from RefSeq and is a predicted model, not a curated record. Lineage: Eukaryota; Fungi; Ascomycota; Eurotiomycetes; Chaetothyriales; Herpotrichiellaceae. Bases 1 to 1089 code for a protein of 362 amino acids. The transcript is spliced from 2 exons.
AUGACCUCUGACCAGCAUCCACAUGCUGCGGCUGAAGUAGCAGAGAAGGUGCUGCGAAGGGUGGAAAUUGCAAAGGUUGCUCGAAACCUCCAGGACUGUUUGGCUUUUGCAAGCUUCAAGGCCCAGAAUGGCUGGCAAGAUCGUACGCUGGCCUCGAUCGAACCCGAGUUCACCGAGAAGCUGAAGAGAAAGAGACCAUUUCUGGAGGAAGAUCUACCUUGUGAUACCUCGUCUGGAUCCGACGACGAAUUUGUCCCUACCUCGUCAAUUGCCAAUAAUCGUUUUUCGAAGCCCUCCAACUCUGCCUUUAAAAUCCCCGAGCCUCCAUUCGCUGCGAGGAAAAGAGUCCGGUCGUCCUCUGUGACAGGCCUGGACAGACAGUCAAGCACGUUGACAUGGAAGCAAGAUCACCGACUGCCCCAGUCUUCUCCUCUAUUGAAUCGGGCACAGUCCUUCCAGGAGCAUCCAGUCUUUCAUACCGACUCUGCUAGAACGCCUCGCCUUGCUAAUGACGACUCUCCCAUGUUUGAUGUUCACUCCGAUGACGAAGAUCAUGACCUACCCAUGCCUGCAUUUGGCAACGAACCGUCAAGCAGUAUUUUGUCCUCAUCACCUCCACGAACACCUCCUCCCACGAAACGCUUCUUAAAUGGCAACUCCAAGCAAUCUGGGGCCGACCUCCUACUCUAUCUGGCAAAUUCACCCUCUAGGUCACCAGCUAUCAAUAUCCACAGAACCUCGGACUCGUCGAAAGAACCACCCUCGACACCACCUUCGCAGCAUUCACAUCUCCCUUCGUCAGUAAUGACCACUCCGGGCACUCAUCUUGGAUUGUUCAAUGGCGCUCUACAAACUCCAGGCCAGAAUUUCAACUUGGCCGACUUCUGCAAUGUCACUCCUUCACCUGCACCUGCUCAGUGGGGCAACCGGACUCCCACCAUUAGCAAGACUCCCAGCCGGUUUACAAGAGCCAGUUUGAAUUUUGAUACCUUGCAGCCUCCGUCCGGCAGUCCCACCUUGCCACGAAAGGCUCCGACCAGCCAGGGACUGGCUCUGCAACUGGGUGACGAACUGAUUCCAAGAUCAUAA